AUGCCCAGCUACACAGGAAAAUGCGUCUGCGGCAACGUCAAGUACAGUGUAUCUCUAGACUCGCCUGAUGAUGCACGAACAUCCCUAUGCCACUGUGGAAGCUGUAAAAGAGCAUUCGGUACUAACUUUGGCCUGACUACAAAGGUUGCGCUCGAGGGAUUCAGGUAUGACGAAGGAAAGCCAAAGUCUUUCAAACAAGAAAACGGCGUCAUUCGUGAAUUUUGCGAUAACUGUGGUGCUUUCAUUUGCGAAUAUGGUUGCUGGCUAGACCACGUUACUUCUGUGCUGAGAGUAUCCCAGGAACAAGCUGCGGACAAGUUUCGGUACAUCAUGUGGGGAACAUUCGACGACCCAGACAAAUUCCCUCCAAAGGGAGAGUUCUUUUGUAAAUAUCGUGCUGGAUGGAUGCCAGAAGUACCAGAUCUCUUCCACAAGAACGAAAUCAAGGAGUAA
This is a messenger RNA of Fusarium venenatum, 453 nucleotides long. The record is from RefSeq and is a predicted model, not a curated record. Lineage: Eukaryota; Fungi; Ascomycota; Sordariomycetes; Hypocreales; Nectriaceae.